UACAUGCUUUUCAACUUCUUUUGUGGCUUUGAACAACACCUCCUUCAUCUGGAAAGUUGGGAUCUCACGACUUUCCAAUCCCUCAAAGGUUCCCUUCACAGCACCCAAAAUCAGAUGUGUGGAACAAACAGCAUCCAGAUCAUGCACAAGGAUGUCACCUUCCUCCUCCACAACAAAAUCCCUGAAUAUAUGAUUCCCUUUGUUGACGACAUCCCCAUCCACGGCCCACCAAUGUGA
Messenger RNA from Dacryopinax primogenitus, 237 nucleotides. RefSeq lists its product as uncharacterized. The record is from RefSeq and is a predicted model, not a curated record. Lineage: Eukaryota; Fungi; Basidiomycota; Dacrymycetes; Dacrymycetales; Dacrymycetaceae. The transcript has a single exon. The annotation marks the transcript as partial.